GCAGUGUCGCUCCGGCCGUCCAAUCAGGCCGGGCUUUACUGCGGAGCUCUCCAUCCGGCGGUAUAAAGACCGCCACGAGUCGGCGGUGUGACCGAGAAUCCAUCUUGAAGAGCUGAAGUCUCGGGCUCGGGAAGCGCUAACGGCGAUAAGGAAUAACUAGCGAUGGCCGACGCUGAGCAGCAGUUCAUGGAGACCUCCGAGAACGGGAACGGAGACAGCCUGAACGGCGCCGAGGAGCAGACUGCGGGCGACGCUCAGGAUGACUCUCAGAACGGGGAAGGAGGACAGAUCGACGCCAGUAAGAGCGAGGAGGAUGCCGGAAAAAUGUUUGUUGGUGGACUUAGCUGGGAUACAAGCAAGAAAGACCUUAAAGACUACUUCUCCAAGUUUGGUGAGGUGACAGAUUGUACCAUUAAAAUGGACUCCAACACUGGCCGAUCACGAGGGUUUGGAUUUAUCCUCUUCAAAGAAGCAGCCAGUGUAGAAAAGGUUUUGCAGCAGAAGGAACACCGGCUAGAUGGGCGGCAGAUUGAUCCCAAAAAAGCAAUGGCAAUGAAGAAGGAUCCAGUAAAGAAAAUAUUUGUUGGCGGCCUUAACCCUGAAACAACAGAAGAAAAGAUUCGGGAGUACUUUGGGGCGUUCGGAGAGAUUGAGUCUAUUGAACUUCCCACUGACCCAAAAACCAACAAAAGGAGGGGGUUUGUCUUCAUUACUUUUAAAGAGGAGUCGGCUGUCAAAAAGAUCAUGGAGAAGAAAUACCAUACUGUUAAUGGCAGCAAGUGUGAGAUUAAGAUCGCCCAGCCCAAAGAGGUCUACCAGCAACAGCAGUAUGGAGGUCGUGGUGGUGGUUAUGGGGGCCGUGGCAGGGGUCGUGGUGGCCAGAAUCAGAACUGGAACCAGGGAUACAACAACUACUGGAAUCAGGGUUAUGGUGGUCAAGGCUAUGGAUAUGGUGGCCAACAAGGAUAUGGCAAUUAUGGGGGUUAUGGCAACUAUGACUAUUCUCCUGGCUACUAUGGAUAUGGCGGUGGAUAUGAUUACAACCAGGGCAAUACAAGCUAUGGAAAAACUCCAAGACGUGGAGGCCACCAGAGUAGCUACAAGCCAUACUGAUCACAUGUAGUGCAGGUCGUAAGUAUUUUCAACCCAAGAACCCAUAAUGAUGGCAACAGCAGCAGGACGUGAUUCAAGAUGAGAAUUUAGUAUGAUGGGACUCAUGCUCCAUUUGUGCAAGACAACAGAUGACUGGGGAAGCAGUGUCACUUUUCCACACUUUUUAUUUUUAUUUUAUUUCCUUUGUCCACAUUUCCAGUCAUGGAAGUGUAAUUUUUACUGUACUUUUUGGUACCUUUUUUGAAUCUAAUGUAUUGUAUGGUUGUAUUUUACAUGUUGACUGGAUUUGCAGCAUAUGAGAAUCAGGAGCCGCCAGAGCUUUUGAAAUAAAACAUUUUUGAGUAA
Molecule: messenger RNA, 1458 nt
Organism: Astyanax mexicanus (Mexican tetra)
Lineage: Eukaryota; Metazoa; Chordata; Actinopteri; Characiformes; Acestrorhamphidae
Product: heterogeneous nuclear ribonucleoprotein A/B
Exons: 9
Coding region: 163-1113 (316 amino acids)
Biological process (GO): regulation of gene expression
Cellular component (GO): nucleoplasm
Molecular function (GO): RNA binding
Source: RefSeq, a predicted model, not a curated record